Molecule: messenger RNA, 2717 nt
Organism: Gadus macrocephalus (Pacific cod)
Lineage: Eukaryota; Metazoa; Chordata; Actinopteri; Gadiformes; Gadidae
Gene: ccdc28a
Product: coiled-coil domain containing 28A
Exons: 7
Coding region: 189-806 (205 amino acids)
Source: RefSeq, a predicted model, not a curated record
CAUUAUGUCCCACGUGACCUGAGUAACGUGACGUCCGUUGCUUCAAACCCAGGAAGUGUUUGUUACGUCAGAAAUGUCUCCAAACUUCGUGCAUCAGCACCUAAGCGGACAGCGUCACUUCUAAACCCGUCGUGGAUCCUAUCGCCAGCUGGGAACCGAGUCAGCCGUUGUGUUUGUAACAUGAGGAUAUGGAGGAGCGGAAACUAAAGCGGAAAAGUCCCCGGCCCUCAGCCAAUCCGGUGCCAGCUGUGGCAGUGGGGGGCGGGUCCGGGCGGAAGAACAUCACGGGCGAAGGCGCCGCUCACACGCAGACGGGGACGCAGAGGUCCAAGAGUCGGAGGGGUGUCAGGGACAAGUCCAAGUCCUUGCCGGCCUCGGGGGUCAAAGCCACCCCCACCCCGGGCCCCGGGGCCCCUAUCAUCCAGCACUCGUUCCUGACGGACGUGUCCGAUGUCCAGGAGAUGGAGAAAGGCCUUCUGGGUCUCCUCAAUGACUUCCACUCAGGGAAGCUUCAAGCGUUUGGCAACGAGUGCUCCAUCGACCAGAUGGAGCAGGUGCGUGAGAUGCAGGAGAAGUUGGCGCGGCUGCACUUUGACCUCUACGGCGAAGUGGACGGGAUGCCCGACGACCAGCGCAAGGCCGCCUGCGACAGCAACAUGGACAAGCUGCUCAACAACGCGGGUCUUCAGCAUGGUCCACUGGUCCUGGAUUUGGUCAACAGCAACCCCAGAGGAUGUGAGCACGUCUUUAAAGUGUACAGUCAAAACCUCCACUUCAGAUUCACCAAAUUCUGGAGACACAGAUAGGCUGGAGGAGCUGAGCUCAUCAAUUCAGAAGCUGAACCUGGCCGACUCCCAGGAGAUCCCCCGGACAGCCAGCAUCUGACCUCCUCUUCCUCCUUCUCUCUCUCUCUCGCGCUCUCUAUCUCAGCGCGGAGGGGCCCGUGUCGGAGCGUGUCAACACUAUCUGGUUCACUAUUAUCAUUGAUUAUCACCGAUCGACCAGCAUUCUGAGCAGUGCACCAGCAGUCAAUGGAUUAACAAAUGAUUUGAAUGGAUGAAUUGUUGAUUCCCACUCUGCCCCCUCUCCCCCUCUCAUCACUUCUCGUUCCCACUAAGUGUUGGCUCGGUCAGCUUCGGUUCGCUGGUCUCAAGUUUUUAUCAAAGGGUGUACAGUUCUACUAGGGACUCCUCUUAAGGUCAGAGGUCAAUCUCAACUGCCACAUUUUGUAUUGUACACCGAAAGGUUUAUGGGUAAGGGGGUGGGGUAAAUCCUCGAAACAUAUUGUAUUAUAAUAUAUCUUUAGCUCCGGUCACUUUAGACGAUGUCAUUGUCUCACUCUCGAGUCAGCGUUGAAAAAAGAAACGCGAUCCCGAAUGACUUUUGCAAUAAGCAGUCUCCGAUCGUCGGGUAUGUAAGUUUUUAGUCUCCUUAUCGGGGGCACCAUGGAGAACUGUGCUUCAGUCAGCAGAACCUGAAAUCCCAGCCAGCUAACAAACAAAAAAAUGUGUUUAGCGGAAAUGUAGUCCUCUCUAUCCUGUUCUGAGUCCGUCUAAAAUGAGACGAUGGGAUUAGAUCUUAAGAUUUAUGGAUUCCUAGAUCUUUAGAUUUAUUGAUUUCUAGAUCUCAAAAUGUCUGGGUACCUACCUAUAUCUCUAGAUUGCUUGGUCUCUAGAUUUAUUGAUUUCAAUAUCUAUAUCUCUUAUAAUAAAUCUAAAUUAAUAAUUGAUAAGUUUUUUAUAGCGCUUAUCUAUAUGCAUCUAGAUUUCUUGCUCUCUAGAUUUCUAGAUCUCUACAUCUGUGUCUCUAGAUUUCUGGAUUUCUAGAUCUCUAGAUUUGUUAUAAGCGCUAGGGUCAAUGAAUGAUGAAGAAUGAUUUUCUUUGGGUGGGAUCCCAAAUUGCAAAAUUGCUAUUUAUUCUGACUAAGAUCAAAAAACAGUAUUGUUUGUUAUUUUUAUAGAUUUCUAGAGCUCUAGUUUUCUUGAUUUCUAGAUCUCUAGAUUUUUGGGACCCUAUAUUUCUAGAUUCCUGGGUCCCUAGAUCUCUAUAUUUCAGGGUCUCUAGAUUUAUAGAUCUCUAGAUUUCUGGGUCUCUGGAAACAGGGUCUCUUGUGAACCGAGUUUGAAAGUGGAAUUACAUUCAGGCUACGCGAGAUCGACCGAAGUGGUUUUUGAGAGAUGUUUGACCUCUUACCUGAAACGGCUGCAGCCUUUACCUUGGGUUGGACUCCACACGACAAAUCUAAAAUCGUAGCUUUGAUUGUAGAAUUUGAUUCGCAGUAAAACACGUUUACCCCAAAAACACUUACGUGUAAAUGAGUUCCGGGCUGAAUGAACGAUAAAGAAUGUUUUGUUUUUGUGUGUGACCCCCGAAUUGCAAAAUCUCUUUUGAUCUGACUAACAUCAAAAACAGUAUCGUUUGUUGUUUUUGUUCAUAUUUGCACAUAUCUGCUCAUAUUUGUGAACAAACCAUGCCUUACCUUACUUUACUAAUCAUAUGAUCGCCUUGUUCUGAAUUCGUAGGUUUUAUUCGUUGAAUUUAAUAUAUUUUAGUCGAGGCUGAAGAUGCAAUGGUUGUUUGCUGCUUGUAUCGAAAAGGAAAAAAGAUUUAUAUUUUUUGUGUGUGUGCGUCUCGAGUUACUUAUUAUUGUAACAACCACAGUUUCUUGAUUUCGCUUAGACGUCUACGGUAAUAAAAAAAUGACUAUUGAAAUCCUA